AUGACCAGUGCGAUGACGACGGCCGUGAUCUUUUGGUUAACUGUGAUAAUCAAUUUGGCCAAUGCUCACAACGACGAAAUGCUCACAGCUAAGAGCGCCCAAAUGCUCGGAGCCGUUCAGAAGCUGACCACGGAGGCCUUGAACAGUCAGCAUGCGAAAACAAUAAUCAAAAAUGCCCUGCAACAUCUAUCUAAGGAGAGGGAGGAUUCCUGUGCAGAAUACAAACAUAUCCGGACGCUGCGAGGCACAAAACAGGUUAUCAACGGAAUCUUAUACAAAUUUGUUGUGGAAAUUGAGGCCGUGCCCAAAGACAACUGUGCGUCAGCCCCUGCAGAUACCCUGCCGAAGCAGCCCAUACGUGAGACCUACGAGAUCACUCAUAUUGAUCGCGGAUCUGCUGCG
This is a messenger RNA of Dibothriocephalus latus, 402 nucleotides long. NCBI's taxonomy places the organism in Eukaryota, Metazoa, Platyhelminthes, Cestoda, Diphyllobothriidea, Diphyllobothriidae. The record is from the annotation of a GenBank genome assembly.